AUGAGAAUGGCACUUACUAUAGAGCUUUGUUAUUAUAUUACUCAGUUGUUAAUCACCAAGCCAUCCACAAAAACACACGAUCCUAAGUUAGUACAGAAGAAUGAAUUGCAAUCAUAUAAUCUUAGCUGCGAAAUUAUAACAUUAGUUGAAAGGAUCGACUAUAAAAGAUGUGCUUUACUACAUCUAAUGCCAUAUGCGUUGUAUAUUAGUACAGUAUGCUUAUUCUUUAACUAUCAUUCACCAAAUACUAGCAUUAGAGAGACUUCGUACAUAAACUGUCGAAAGGGAGUUUCAAUAAUGAAAUGUAUGUCAGAAUUAAUUCCUGUUGCAAACGUGUAUUAUGAAAUAAAAAUAGUCAAAUCAGAUUGGAAGGUGCAAUUUGAUUUGAAAGAAAAUAAUGAGGAUUUGAAUAAUUUAGAAGUACUUUAA
Messenger RNA from Debaryomyces hansenii CBS767, 429 nucleotides. Its product is annotated as DEHA2F19206p. Lineage: Eukaryota; Fungi; Ascomycota; Pichiomycetes; Serinales; Debaryomycetaceae. The record is from RefSeq and is a predicted model, not a curated record. The coding region runs from base 1 to 429 and encodes 142 amino acids. The transcript has a single exon.